AGUGUAAGAGUGCUAUAUAUACGCGCCUGUAAUAUAACCGAACCUCACAACCAAUUCGCCGAGAAAAGUAGUACCUUUAUAUCAAAGUGUAUAUUAUAUAUAUAAAUGAAAAUAUUCUAUGGAAAAGCUGUAAACAUUUUUCAAUUAUAAAAUAAUUAUACCUGUAACAGUUAUAUUUACAUGGAUAAUAUGUGAGGUAUUUGUUUUAAGCGGUUAGGAGAAUUGAUUAGUUCUGCACGUGGAUAACGAGGAUUUCGUGUUUGUCUUUUCACAACUGAAAGGAAUGCCAUUCAUAAAAUAGAGCAAAAAUGUAAAUAACAUACAUUUGCUUAACUAAUGCUUUAUAUAGAACACUCACUUAAACUUAAACGUGUGUACGAAGAUGCGAGUUACGGAUAAAUAUGUACAUGCAACUUCCUCUGGAAAACAUGAGAAUCAAGUGUAGGAUGCAGUAAAACACACAAACAGGGAAGUUGGAAGUUUAGAUACAACAGAUAACAUCAAUAUAUACUGUGUGAGAAAAUGUGUAGUUGUUAGAAAAACAGCCUGAAUUCAGUAAUCCCAGAUGGUUCAGCCGAAAGGCGGGAUGGCACGUGAUGAAGUGGAGGCAGAUCUUCCAGAUCAGGAUCAGGCAAAGGAUUUUUAUGCUACAUAUGACCCGAAAGAAAUUCUUGGAAGGGGUAUAAGUAGUGUAGUUAGAAAAUGUACAGAAAAGAAUACGGGUAAAGAAUAUGCCGUAAAGAUCAUUGACAUCAGCGGCGAACGAUCAGACUCGUACCAAGCCGAACAGACCAAGGAUGACAGUAUACGAGAGAUUAACAUUCUACGCAUGUGUACUGGUCACGAACAGAUAAUUGAACUCCAUGAUGCAUUUGAAACCCCCACCUUCUUCUUUCUAGUCUUUGAAUUAUGUAAACAGGGAGAAUUGUUUGAUUACCUAACUCAAGUUGUAACCUUAUCAGAAAAACGUACUAGAAUGAUUAUGAAGCAAUUACUAACAGCGGUAGAGUAUUUACAUAGCAAAAAUAUAGUCCAUAGAGAUUUAAAGCCUGAGAAUAUACUCUUAGAUGACAACUUGAAUGUAAAGCUGUCAGAUUUUGGUUUUGCCACAGUUCUAGGUCCAAACGAAGAAUUAGCAGAAUUAUGCGGAACACCUGUUUACCUUGCACCUGAAGUACUGGAUGUCUCGUACGGCAACGUGCCCGGGUACCGACAUGAGGUAGACAUGUGGGCGUGUGGAGUUAUUAUGUAUACAUUAUUGUGUGGAGCGCCGCCUUUCUGGCAUCGUAAACAGAUGCAAAUUUUUCGAAUGAUUAUGCAAGGAAAUUAUAAAUUUGGGAGCCCAGAAUGGGACGACAUUAGCCAACCACCAAAAGAUCUGAUUUCCAAAUUGUUGGUCGUAGAUCCACGAAAAAGGCUUGCUGCAAAAGAGGCCUUAGAGCAUACCUUCUUCAAACGAGAGAUCACUCCAGAGAAGAAGUUUGAAGCAAAGAAACAUUUUAAGGCAGCAGUAUUGUGUAUCAACUUUUUUUACCGGCUGAAGUUCUUCUUCAACAAUCCACCACCGGUGUCCAUAGACAUUCUUAAGUCCAAUCCAUACAGUGUCAAAUAUUGCCGGAAAUUGUUGGACGGUUGUGCUUUCAAGAUGUACGGACACUGGGUGAAGAAAGCAGACAAUCAAAAUCGUGCUGCUCUGUUUGAGCAUGUGCCACGUGACGAAUGGCAGAUGAUGAUUGAUUCUAUUUUAGGAAACUAACCGAAUGAUUUAAAACAUGUAGAUGUUCAGCUCCAAAAAUUGUGAUAUCACAAACGCUUUUAGGGAAACUGUUAGUGUGGAACUAUUUGCACACCUACGUCCCAGUUCGCUUGAUUAGGAACGUUUACGUUAGAUAGUGACUGGGGAUUACAACUACGAGGAUGAAUUAUUCCAUUUUUGUGUAGCUUUCUUAUAGUUUGACAGACAUUUCUUGGGAUAUAUUGAAAGAGAAGACUUGAAUUGCCCGCGUUUCUUUCACAAGACUUGACAUGCUCGUUCUAAAGCUUAACCUUAGAAUGAUAUAACUUUGUAAAUGCACCAAUUUUAACUAGUCUACAGAAAUUGUAAGGCAAGUUUGAACCAGGUGGCUUGUCUUUCCAUUCCAUGUUGUUGUUGGCUUUGUAUGUCUUUUUGUUGUUGUUGUUGUUGUUGCAGGCUUCUAUGAAAUAAUUGCUAAAUUUUCUGCCCUGGAUGAUACAUAUGUAAAUUUCGUUCCCUGGAUUGUACAUGCAUAAAAUUUAUCUUUUAUAUUGUUUACAAAAAACUCUGCAAUUUCUUUUUCAACCGUUGUCUGCAAAUGAGAAGAAUUAUAUGUUCAGAAUAAGGAAACAAUUCGUAAAUUCAAGAAAAAUAAAACAAAAAGUUUGGUACAAAGUUCGAUUAGUUUGAUGCUCGUAAAAAUAGCCAGAGAAUCAAGUAAAUUUUGGCAGUUAAAAGUACCGGUAUUUAUAUGGCUUGUGGUAUAAAAUUUUGCAGUUGUUUUGUAGUAGCCAAAAUGAUCAAGUGUUAAACAGAUCAAGGGAGAAUUUUCAAAUGGUUCAGAGGACAAUAUUUUCAGAUAUUUUCUUUAAGUAUCACUGUCACAGCCUUUUAACAUAGUUUUGAAAGUAUGUGAUCUCGUAUUUUCAUUCUUGCACACAUUUGUUCUGUAUCACUAGCAGAGAAAACAUGGAAAUAAUACAAGUUAAUUGAAGUUGGGUAAACUGGCAACUAGGCCUGUAAACUGGCAACUAGACUUGUAAACUGGCAACUAGACUUGUAAACUGGAAACUGACAUAGGUAAAAUGGCAACCAGUUGUAGGUAAACUAGCAACCAAUCUGAGGUAAACUAGCAACCAAUCUGAGGUAAAUUAGCAACCAGUCUUAAACUUAAAUAAACAUUCUGUGUUGAUUGCUGGUUCCACUUUUCUCACUAUAGAAAUACUUAUACUUCUUGAAACAAUGGUACAUAAUUAUACAAUGUACAUUUUGUGUAUCUAAUAUAAACAAAUUAUCAUUAUUUGAAAGUGACAGAGAA
This is a messenger RNA of Mercenaria mercenaria, 3053 nucleotides long. RefSeq names its product phosphorylase b kinase gamma catalytic chain, skeletal muscle/heart isoform-like. The record is from RefSeq and is a predicted model, not a curated record. NCBI's taxonomy places the organism in Eukaryota, Metazoa, Mollusca, Bivalvia, Venerida, Veneridae. Gene Ontology annotation, biological process: glycogen biosynthetic process; protein phosphorylation. The transcript is spliced from 12 exons. Gene Ontology annotation, cellular component: phosphorylase kinase complex. Gene Ontology annotation, molecular function: ATP binding; phosphorylase kinase activity; calmodulin binding. The coding region runs from base 566 to 1756 and encodes 396 amino acids.